AUGGCCAGCAACAUGGAAGAGGACAUUCUUGAAGAGGAUUUCAAGAUCUUACUAUCCCUAGGUUGUGGCGCGUUCGGGGAGGUGAAGCUGGCCUGCCACCUGCCCACUCAAACACGAGUGGCUGUCAAGGUCCUUGAGAAAACCACCAACAGUGUGGCUGACAUCAGCACUGAAGUGAACAUCCUUCAGUCUGUAGAACACAGGAACAUUGUUCGGUUUUUCCACAUGAUCGACACACUGACAACCACUUACGUGAUCAUGGAGUAUGUGGCAGGAGAAGAUCUGGAGAGCUGCCUCAGGGCACUGGGCUGUCUGAAGGAGGAGGAGGCUCGAGCGAUUUUCCGGCAGGUUGUGUCAGCAGUGCACUUCCUCCACCAGAGACGCAUCGCACACCGAGACAUUAAAUUAGAAAACAUCCUGGUCGAUGCAGCAGGAAAUGCAAAGCUUUGUGACUUUGGUAUGGCAAUUGAAGUCCCAGAGGGGCAGAUGUUGGAGGAGAUCUGUGGCUCCUUGCUCUAUUGGGCCCCAGAGAUCUUGGCAAGGAAACCGUAUGAUGGACUGGCAGGUGACAUGUGGAGCCUGGGCAUCGUCCUGUACACCCUGGUCACGGGGCAUUUUCCAUACGUAGAAACCACCCUGGAAGCUAUGCACAGGCUCAUCACCACCACGAUGUGUCCCAUUCCUUACCAUUUAUCAAAACCAUGCCAUAUUAUAAUUGCAAGAUUACUCAUGGUCCCCACCUGGUACAGAAUGACAAUAUGCCAGCUUGUGGAACGACCAUGGCUGGGCCCCAUUCAAGAGCAUGUGCCACCUGCCACUAAGGAACUCCUUCCCAGGGUCGUGGAGACUAUGUGUACUAUCGGCUAUACCUGUGAAGAGAUUGUUUCUUCCCUAAAGCACAGGGAGCCAAGUAACUUAACAGCCACCAUGAAUAUCAUCAAAUACAAACUGAGCUGUGGAGAUAGCCUUGUGCAAAAUAAGACCUGGUUAAAUGUGACCCAUGCAGCUCCCCUUAGCCUCCCAGUUGCCUUGAAGAGGAGAGCUAGCGAACCAGCUCUUCCUGCUGGGAAGAGUCACUUUCACAAAAAGGGGUUGGGAGAAAGUGUCAAGAGGUGCAGGAGCUGUCCCAUGCUCAGGAGACCCUGCAGCCUGGAGGUGAUGCCGUGCUCAGGUAACGCAGUUCCAGAAAAAGAUGCCUUUGUGGCUGAUGUCAUCAGCUCUGCUCCAGAGAACACUGCAGUCAACAGGAAUUCAGUUGACAGUCUGCCUGGCAAUCUCUGCUACCCGGAAUCAACUCUGGAUGGAACUUUCACGGGGUUUGUGAACAUGGGCUUCACAGAGGAACCAUCCACGGGGCAAGGCAUCCCCAGUGACCAGUCCCAGGUGGCACCCACAACAUCUGGAUCGAGGCCAUUCCGGGGCUGGAAACUGGUGAGGAAGAGAAUUUCCCAGGCACUGAGAGCACUGUGCUGCUGCUGCUGCUGCUGCCUGUCCACACCACGGUGA
This is a messenger RNA of Chionomys nivalis (European snow vole), 1506 nucleotides long. Its product is annotated as putative sperm motility kinase W. The record is from RefSeq and is a predicted model, not a curated record. The transcript has a single exon. Gene Ontology annotation, molecular function: tau-protein kinase activity; protein serine/threonine kinase activity; ATP binding. Gene Ontology annotation, cellular component: cytoplasm. Gene Ontology annotation, biological process: intracellular signal transduction; microtubule cytoskeleton organization; protein phosphorylation. NCBI's taxonomy places the organism in Eukaryota, Metazoa, Chordata, Mammalia, Rodentia, Cricetidae. Bases 1 to 1506 code for a protein of 501 amino acids.